Messenger RNA from Colletotrichum karsti, 3405 nucleotides. RefSeq lists its product as uncharacterized. Gene Ontology annotation, biological process: regulation of ribosomal protein gene transcription by RNA polymerase II. Lineage: Eukaryota; Fungi; Ascomycota; Sordariomycetes; Glomerellales; Glomerellaceae. The transcript has a single exon. Gene Ontology annotation, molecular function: DNA-binding transcription factor activity; protein binding; sequence-specific DNA binding. Bases 1 to 3405 code for a protein of 1134 amino acids. Gene Ontology annotation, cellular component: nucleus. The record is from RefSeq and is a predicted model, not a curated record.
AUGACUUCGUCCAACGCCCACCAGGCCGGCCACGCGCCAGUCCCGACCACGCCGCCUCCCAAGACGAACAAGUCGCCAGCCUCCACCCGACCUGAUCCCGACGACAACAACGCGACCACCACCGACAAGCCGCGCGCCGAUGCUUCCACCGCCGCCGCGAACAACACCAACCACACCUCCAUCAAUCGCCAAUCCACUCCCGUCGCCUCCGAUACCGUCAUGACCGAUGCCGACCCCAACACCGCCCUCGUCGCGACCUCCCAGCCUGCACCUGCCGCCCCGAUGGAUGCCGAUCCCUUCGCCUCGUCCUUCCCCCAUACCCCAAUGCCCAACAUGGACCACGCGUACAUGAUGAUGGCACUCGCGCACAUGGCAAAUAAUCAAAUGCCCAACCAGAUGUCCCCUCCUCCGACCGUCACCCCUGCUCAGGUCACCCUUCCCAGUACCAUGGGCAACGGGAACGACCCGCUCGUCGCAAGCACACAUAACCUCACUGCCGCAACCCAAGGCCUUGAAUCCUUUGCGCGGAUUGAAUUCCAAGAUAGUGUCUUUCAGAUGACCACCUACGCCGUUAUUAUCGGCCGCGACCAGAAAGCCUUGGUCCAGGCGCGAAAAGACGAUCGGCGCAACGCCGAAUUUCGGAGGAGGGCCGAGGAACACGAAGCCAUGGGGCUUCCACCUCCCUCGCCCGUCAGGCACGACCGAGGGAAGUUCAGCAAGUCCUACGUCAGUGAGGAGGGAGGCAUGCUAGGACCCGAGUCCGAUAGUGAAGAGUCUGGACGUCCGGCCAAGCGACGCAAGACCACUAGUACCGGAUCGUCGCAAAAGCCCGAAGAGGAGGAGGCGCAGGAGAACCUCAUCUCCAACAGGCAGUAUGUCUCGCACACACCAGGCGCAGCUGCUGUCGACCUGGCCUCUCUGCGCCCUUCCCCCGACCACAUUCCCUUCAUCGGCAUUCACUCGCCUGGACCCGACAUCGCCAGCAAGACCAAGGCCAUCUCGCGAGAGCAUCUCAAGAUCCAAUUCAAUAGGAAAGAAGGGGUCUUUGAGGCCAUUCCCAUGCACAAGAACGGUUUCUUCAUUGAAGAUGUACAUCACAAAGAAGGAGUCGCCGUUUUACGAAGUGGCGAUCAUCUCCAAAUCAAGGACGUUGACUUUCGCUUCAUCAUCAGAGGUGUGGCGGAAGGCCGGACAGGCGCGGAAGAGUUCGUCGAAGAGGAAGAGAAACUCAAGAAGAACAACAGACCUCAAGGCGGAAAGGAGAUGAGCUUCGAGUUUGAGGCCUCACAUGGAAACGGCCUGCUCGAUGAUGACAGCGAUUCGUCACUCAGCUCGCCGGCACCAUCUGAGAAUGAAGAGUCGGACCAAGAGGCGGAAGAGGAAGAAGAAGCCGACGUCGAUGCCGACGCGGACGCUGAGGCAGAAGCAGAAGCAGCAGCCGAUGCGGAUGCUGAUGCUGAUGCUGACGGUGAAGCCGAUGCUGAUGCUGAUGUCGACAUCGACAUCGACAUCGACGCCGACAUGGAUAACGAUGCACUUGCUGAGGCAGACAUACCUGGUGAAGAAGAUGAGGACAUUGAGCCCAGCACGGAAGUCAAGGCGGAAGAACCAGAUAUGGGCCAGCACAUGCAGCAGCCGCCGUUAUUGCCGCUUAUUCCAAAGAAACGAGGGCCUGGCAGACCGCCCAAGAACGGCUUCAUGUCAAAGCGAGAGCAGCGCUUACUGAAGAAGCAACAGGCGGAAAUGGCGAAGAAAACAUUACCGCAGCCGCCUCCUGGUGAACCUCCCAUCAAGAGAAAGGUUGGACGGCCACGAAAGCAUCCGCUGCCAGAGGAAGGGGGCGACCGGCCGGAGAAACGCAAGUACAAGCCCCGGAAGCCAAAGGGCGAAGACGGCGCAGAAGGAUCCGAUGCGGAAAGACGAGCCAAAGAGAAGAAAGAAAAGAAGGUUCGACCGAAGUCGCCACCUCUGGAGCUCAAGAUCGAGGACUACACCGAGGAACAACUUCAGAAGCCUAACAAGAACUAUGGAGUGCUCAUUGAUGAGACUCUGACUGCAGCAGGCCCGGACGGCCUCACGCUGAAACAGAUUUACAAGCGAAUCACGCAGAGAUAUCCCUGGUUUUAUUUUCAUACGGAGACAAAGGGUUGGGAGUCCAGUGUGCGGCAUAACCUCAUCGGCAACGAGGCGUUCAAGAAGGACGAUACAACAGGACUUUGGUCGCGGGUGCCAGGCGUUGAGCUUGACGCGGGCAAGAAGCGCAAGGCCUCUUCGCCAGAUCGGUCCAUGAGCGCGGGCUAUGGUCAUUACAAUCACCCGAUGUACGCUCAGUACGCUCAGCAGCAGCAACAACAUCAGCAGCAGCAACAGCAAGCCCAGCAACCACAACAGGCACACAUGCCUCCUGCGUACCAGCAACUUCCGCCUGGGUAUCAUGCUCAAGCCUACGCGGGCCAGCAAGCACAAGCUGCAGCCGCUGCCGCAGCGAGAACACCUCAGUACUCCCCUCCAGGAGUCACUCCAACUCCUGGCCAACCCGCACCGCCUCCGCCAGCUACACAGCCAGUCGCACCAGUUACUCUCCCUGGCUUCGGACCUACAGCUGCCAUUGCUCGCCCUCAGGGUGUUGCGGGUCAGCAACCAACAUACAGCUCACCAUACGCCUCAAGACCUCCCCCGACACAUCCUGCUGUUAAAACAGAAGAUGGAGUUGCUAGAACAUCAGCACUGCCUCCUCCACCACCUGCUCCGGCCGCCAUUCCUGGAGUCCAACCACAACAGAUACCCGCUGCCGCACCGCAGCAAGCACGACCCACACCAACACCACCAGCGCAAGCCGAGCCACGUCCGGUCCUUCUGCCAAAGAUGCUGACUGCCGUCAACGGGCUCAAGAACGGCUUGAUUGAAAAUUUGAAGAAGGCCAAGAAUCCGAAGGCAGAAGCCAUUGUCAUGUCUGCCCUCAAUCGAUGCCUUGGACUCAAGAGUACUGCCACCGAGAAUCAGGCCAUGGAAGAUAUAUGCAUGAAGGGAAUACAGAAGGUCAUCGAUGGCUUCACUGGCCGGAGCAGUACGCCUGCAUCUGGCGGCACACCACAACCCGGCGGCACACCACAGCCAGGCGGGCCAAGCAAUGCCUUUGAUCCAAAGGUCUUUGCCGCUCUGGUUGGAUUCAAGAACGUGUCAUCCAACGCGCUCAAGGUCCGGAUCGGAGAAGCCAAAGCCGAGGCUGUGACCUUGUCUGCAAUCGACCGUGUGCUGGGCCUAGCCGACGCCAGCAUUGUGCCGCCGCCGGAAGCCGGUGCUUCAGGUUCGCCGGCACCGAGCUUCGAUGGAAUUGAGUCUCACCUAAUGAACUCGGUGAAACAGCUUUUGUUGGGUCUCAACCAGAAGUUGCAUUCACCAUGA